This is a messenger RNA of Macadamia integrifolia, 4237 nucleotides long. RefSeq lists its product as uncharacterized. Lineage: Eukaryota; Viridiplantae; Streptophyta; Magnoliopsida; Proteales; Proteaceae. The coding region runs from base 427 to 4104 and encodes 1225 amino acids. The transcript is spliced from 8 exons. The record is from RefSeq and is a predicted model, not a curated record.
UUCGGCUUUUAACCGUGCGCCCACGAUAGGGGCGUUUGCUGUUGAGGCUGAAGCUCUCUCUCUCUCUCUCUCUCAAUGGAAAUAAACAAAGCAACAAAUCUCAGCAACAAAGCGCCCUCGGUAACCUCCCUGUUGCCCCCAAAAUCUCUAAAAUUAUCGGCUCUAUCCGGUCUUCGGAACGUCUAAUCCAACGUCGAAUUCCAAUUACGGAACAACAGAUUCAGCUUCCGAUCGAUUCAUUUUGAUUGAACAGGUAUUGUAUUCGUUAUCUAUCGUGUAAUCGGGCGUGCCAUCGCCAUUUUGAUGCCGGAUUUGCGAUCGGUAGAGCGCUUUCCCGAUCGGAUUGCGAUCUGUUUUGGACGGUGAAGCCGGUGGAGUUGAAGGAGCGAUGGAAGGACUGAGGCAAGGAUCUUCAAGAGCCUAAAGAUGCCCGGUCUACCGCAGAGGAAUGCUCAAUUCAGCAAUGCUUCGUUUACGUUAGAUUCUUCGACAUGCUUAGCCGGAUCGGUAUCGGCAGACGGAAUCUGGUCGAAGCAUGGCGGCGACGUCACCUUCGAUCAGCUGCAGAAGUUCUGGAAUGAGCUGACGCCACAAGCCCGCCAGGAGCUCCUGAGGAUUGAUAAGCAGAUACUUUUUGAGCAAGCUCGCAAGAACCUUUACUGCUCUAGAUGCAAUGGGUUGCUGCUGGACGGUUUUGCGCAGAUUGUCAUGUAUGGGAAAUCUUUGCAGCAGGAAGGUACAGCUGGGCAACAACCCAGUAACAGAGGAGCCUCGACAAAACAAAACGAUAGUGGGGGCAAUAUAAUGCCUUCGAGCUGUCAAGAUGGUAUUCAAGACCCAUCUGUUUACCCUUGGGGGGGUCUGGUUGCGACAAGGGAUGGGCUGUUGACACUUUUAGACUGUUUUCUGGGAGCCAAAUCGCUCAAGGCAAUCCAAAAAGUCUUUGACAGUGCACGUGCAAGAGAGCGGGAGCGUGAAUUGCUCUAUCCUGAUGCCUGUGGUGGUGAAGGUCGAGGAUGGAUAAGCCAAGGAGCGGCCACUUAUGGUAGAGGACAUGGAACACGGGAAACAUGUGCUCUUCAUACUGCCAGACUUUCUUGUGACGCACUGAUGGAUUUCUGGUCUGCCUUAGGGGAUGAAACUCGGCAGUCUCUUCUACGUAUGAAGGAAGUGGAUUUUAUAGAGAGGCUCAUGUACAGGUUUGACAGCAAGAGGUUUUGCAGAGAUUGCAGAAGGAAUGUUAUUCGCGAGUUCAAGGAGCUGAAGGAGCUGAAGCGCAUGCGAAAGGAACCUCGCUGCACCAGUUCAUUUUGUGUGGCUGAUACAGCCUUCCAAUAUGAGGUAUCUGAUGACACUGUUCAAGCUGAUUGGUGCCAGUCUUUCGUAGACACUGUUGGAACAUACCAUCACUUUGAAUGGGCUCUUGGAACUGGAGAAGGAAAAUCUGACGUUUUAGAGUUUGAAGAUGUUGGCAUGAAUGGGCAUGUUCAAGUGAAGGGCCUGGACCUUGGUGGUUUGGGUGCAUGUUUUAUUACAUUGAGGGCUUGGAAACUCGAUGGACGUUGCACUGAACUUUCUGUAAAAGCCCAUGCACUGAAGGGUCAACUAUGUGUACAUCGCAGGCUUAUAGUUGGGGAUGGAUUUGUGACAAUAACAAAAGGAGAAAGUAUCAGAAGAUUUUUUGAGCAUGCUGAAGAAGCUGAAGAAGAAGAGGAUGAUGAUUCCAUGGAUAAGGACGGAAAUGAGCUGGAUGGAGAAAGCUCCCGUCCUCAAAAGCAUGCGAAGAGUCCAGAACUUGCUCGAGAAUUUCUUCUAGAUGCUGCUACUGUUAUAUUUAAAGAACAGGUAGAAAAGGCUUUUAGAGAAGGAACAGCUCGUCAAAAUGCCCAUAGCAUAUUUGUUUGUCUUGCCCUAAAAUUGAUGGAAGAGCGUGUUCAUGUUGCGUGCAAAGAACUUGUCACCUUAGAAAAACAGAUCAAGCUUCUGGAAGAAGAAGAGAAAGAAAAGCGUGAAGACGAAGAGCGCAAGGAGAGAAGGAGAACAAAAGAAAGAGAAAAAAAGUUGAGAAGAAAAGAGAGACUAAAAGGGAAAGAAAAGGAUAGAGAAAACAAGUGUGUUGAAUCAAAACAAACUCCCUUGAGGCCUGAUAUUUGUACAGAAGAACAAUCGCCAGGUGGUGAUGAGGAGUCGAUUAAUACUAUCGAUUCAGGCGAUUCCAUAGGUGACACCGGAGAUAGUUCAAUUGCUGAGUCUCCUCAAGAUAUCCAAUAUGAACAGCUCUCAAAUGGGUCUGUGGCUUUGACAAUGCAGAAGGAUGGCGCAUGGCACAUGUGUCACACUUCGGAUGGGGAAGUCUGUGUAAAGGAUAGUAAUGGUUUAUUUACAAUUGAGCAAUCAAAAUCAUCUCGGCGGAAGCUGAGAUUCAGGAAAGAAUUUCAGUCAGAUCCGGCUUCCAAAUGGUGCGAUAAACGCCGAACUGCAGUUACCAGUGUCAAUGUGCCUUUUCUUGAUGAAUCUGACCCUAGACUACAUUUUUCAUCUGCGGGAAAUCCUUGCAGGUGCAGCAAUGUGAGUAGACAAACAAGAAAAAAUCCUGUAAAGUCCGACACCAGAAACUGUGUCCUUAAGACUGGUGAAAAGUAUCACUGCUCCAACAACAGGAUGCGUGAUAGAUAUGACUUCCAUUCCUGUGGCUGUAACCAAAAUAAUGGCUACAGAUCAAGGGAUGAACCACAUGUUUCUGUCACCAGACCAUGCCGGGAAGUCAAAACUGUGAACAAGUCAGAUUCUGCAUCGGAUGUAUCUAGGCCUUUCUAUCGCAAUAACAAGUACAAUAAUGGGUGUUAUAUACCAGAUAAUUGUGGAAUUCUGAAAAGCAAGGUCAUCUCAGGCAAUGCCACUUCAAGUAGAGAUUUUCUACAUACGAAGAAAGUCUGGGAACCUAUGGAAUCACGGAAAAAGUACCCUCGCAGCAAUUCAGAUUCUGACGUCUCCCUGGGGUCUACUUACAAGGUUGAUGAAGAUGAGGAAAGUAGAUGUAAUGGAGUUGGGACUUUGCCGCCACAAUCUGAUAAUCCUCUGGAGUCACCCAGUGAGCUGUUUUCAUCUGCACAAUCUAUGAAUUCUGGAAAAUCUGGUGGUUUGAAUUAUUACCGAAGUCAAAAGGAUGACACUGGGAAUGAAUCACAAAAGGCCAGCCAGGAAGUAGAGAAGGGCUGCCAGAAUGGAUUUGGUUUAGGAGACAAAUCUCUUUAUUACUCAAAGGAUGCUGCUUCCAGCUCAGAUAACUGCUCUUCGUGUCUUAGUGAGGGAGACAGCAGUUCAGCUUCUUCAAGCUCUCAAAAUGUGGAAUCUUUGUCGACGUCAGAUUCAGAAGAUGCUUGCCAACAGUCAGAGGGAAGAGAUUCUUCAACGUGUGGUCAGAAUGGUUUUCUUAAAUGCCAGGAUGUGGUAGUAGACAGCAAGCAGAAUGCUAAUGGAAGGGAAUCUCUUUCAAGCAUGACAAAUCCAGGAUUUCCAGUGUCUACCUGCACAGUAGGAGGUAGUUUUCCAGAGGAUCCACCAGUAAAACAUGCUUAUAAUCCUAAUAGUGGUAUAGUCAGCACUGACAUGGCUUCGCUUCCACCAAUCCAUAGCCCGAGCCUACAUUUCCCCAUGUUCCCAGCACCUUCAACAAUGGGCUACUACCAUCAACAUCCAGCUUCUUGGCCAUCAGCUCCUGCAAAUGGGUUUCUUCCAUUUUCCCAACCUAACCGCUACCUCUUCACGAGUCCUUUUGGGUAUGGCCUAUCAGCAAACCGACCCUCACACUUCUGUAUGCAGUACAGUGCUCUACAACCUUUAACAACGCCUGUACUUAAUGUUGGUCAACUUCCAGUGUACCAACCUGUGAGCAGAGGCAAUGGUUUGACCUCAAAGGAGCACAAAGGAGUAACCAAGUUAGCUGAUACAGUGGUAAGUGAAAAGCCUCUUGAGAGGGCGGCUCCAAUUGCCGGGCUCUGCAAGAAAUUCCAUCAUGUGGGGAAGAUAAACGCUGUGGGCAUGCUACUAAAUUGCUUAAUGACAGCACAAACUUCUCGUUGUUCCAUUUUGGUGGGCCAAUAGCUGUGGCAACAGGACAUAAUUCUAAUCCUGUGUCCUUGAAAGAGGGAACUUUAGGGGAUUUUCCUCCGAAUUCACCCGCAGAUCCUGCUCAAUUUGAUAGUUGCACCAAAAAAGAGACAAAUGUUGAAGAAUA